Molecule: messenger RNA, 4436 nt
Organism: Dendrobium catenatum
Lineage: Eukaryota; Viridiplantae; Streptophyta; Magnoliopsida; Asparagales; Orchidaceae
Product: splicing factor 3B subunit 3
Exons: 15
Coding region: 91-4182 (1363 amino acids)
Biological process (GO): mRNA splicing, via spliceosome
Cellular component (GO): U2 snRNP; nucleus
Molecular function (GO): U2 snRNA binding; protein binding
Source: RefSeq, a predicted model, not a curated record
AAGGUGUAUCCGCCCCUGCCUACUAGUUUACCCGAUCAAAUCGCACCAUAUCGAGUCGAGUUCCACAGCGAUAGCCUGAGACUGUUAAGCAUGUCUGAAGGAGAAAAGGAUUCCGGCAGCGUUAGCCCUCAACAGUCGGCGCCGAGGCCCGGCGGGUACUACUUGGCGAAGUACUUACUUCGUGGUAGUGCCGUCAUCCACGCAGUCCGAGGCCAUCUCCGCUCCCCGACCUCCGAUGACAUCGUAUUUGGAAAGGAGACAUCUUUGGAGUUGGUGGUAAUUGAUGAAGAUGGAAUAGUGCAAUCAAUCUGCGAGCAACCUGUAUUUGGGAUUAUCAAAGAUCUUGCCAUCUUAGGAUGGAAUGAUAAAUUUAGGCAAUCAAGGCCACAGAUGAUAGGGAAAGAUCAAUUGGUGGUUCUUUCAGAUUCAGGAAAGCUUUCUUUUCUUGCCUUCUCCUUUGAGAUGCAUAGGUUCCUUGCGAUGAACCAUAUACAAUUGUCCAAGCCAGGAAAUUCGAUUGAUCAGGUUGGAAGAAUGCUGGCUGUUGACCCGGAUGGAUGUUUUAUUGCAGCUAGCGCAUUUGAAGACCAAUUUGCUUUGUUUUCUAUGUCCACAUCUGUUGGAGACAACAUGAUUGAUGAGAAAAUGUUCUAUCCACCAGAAUACAAAGGAGAAACAAGUCUUAUAAAGGAUGCUAUGAGGACAAACGUUCGUGGUACAAUUUGGAGCAUGUGCUUUGUUUCUCAUGGCACUGAUUGUUCAAGCACGGGAUAUUAUCCAAUACUGGCCACUAUAAUGCAUAGGAAAGCAAGAUUAAGGAAUGAAUUGUUGCUGUUUGGGUGUAACAUAAGAACACGUGCUAUUCAAUUUAUUUCAUCAUACCCUGAAGCUGAAAUUGGGCCAUUGGCCCUUAAUAUAUCUGCUGUUCCUCAUCUUUCUGGAUUUGCAGUUGUGUUUAGGAUAGGUGAUGCUCUCCUAAUGGAUUUUAGAGACCCAUAUUCUAUACAAUGUGUUCAAAGAAUAAACUUUGGCUUACCUAGUAUAAUUGAAGAACCGGGUUCUUUUCAUGAGUCUUCUAGAAGUAUGGAUAUUGAUGAUGAAGGAAUGUCUAAUGUGGCUGUUUGUGCAUUGCUGGAAUUGAGUGAUUCAGCAGCUGCUAUGGCCAAAGAUGAUCCCAUGAAUAUUGACAAUGGUAUAGAAACAACUUCAACUUCCAAGCAUGUAUGUGCCUGUUGUUGGGAACCUGAUGGGUUAGCAAGUGCAAAUUUGGUCCUUUGUUUGGAUGUAGGGGAACUUUACAUCCUUGAAAUUCAUUCAACAAUUGAAGGAAUCAGAGUUGAUAUCUCUGAUUGCCUCUACAGAUGUGUGCCCUGUAAGGAGCUUAUAUGGCUGAAGGGUGGUUUUGUAAUGGGACUUAUAGAAAUGGGAGAUGGUUUUGUUUUAAAGCUGGAUGAUGGAGGCCUCGUGUACAAAAGCAUCAUUCAGAAUAUUGCACCAAUUUUGGAUUUAGCUGUUGUUGAUGACCAUGAUGAAAAACAAGAUCAAAUGUUUUCCUGCUGUGGCAUGAGUCCUGUGGGAUCAUUGAGAGUCAUACGAACUGGUUUAAGUGUGGAUAAGCUUGUGAAAACUACUCCAAAUUAUGAAGGAAUAACAGGAACUUGGACAUUGAGGAUGAAAAAGAGUGAUCCUUAUCAUUCAUUUCUUGUAGUGUCUUUUGUUGAGGAGACGAGAGUUCUCUCAGUUGGGUUAAAUUUCGUUGAUGUUACUGAUGCCAUUGGUUUUCAGGCUGAUGUCUGUACUCUAGCAUGUGGUUUGGUGUCCGAUGGUUUUCUGGUUCAGAUUCAUAGGGCAGGCGUGAGACUGUGUUUGCCCACUACAGCUGCUCAUGUGAAUGGUUUCCCCCUCUUAAUACCAUUUUGCACCUCUUGGUGCCCUGAUUAUAUGUCUAUCAGUUCAGGUGCAGUGGGCCAUAAUGUGAUUGUUGUAUCUACUUCUAGUCCUUGCUUUUUGUUUGUUCUUGGCAUAAGAUCAUUAGCAGCAGCAUAUCAACAUGAAUUAUAUGAAAUUCAUCAUUGGAAGUUGCUGCAUGAGGUUUCUUGCAUAUCCAUACCCGAACAAGAAAUCAACUUUGAACAGCUGUUAUCAAUUGUUCAUUUAGCCGAGAAAGAUAAUCAAGAAACUGUCUGUAAUGGAGAUGGACGUUGCAUAACUUUUGUGAUUGGUACCCACGCACCAUCUGUUGAAGUUAUAUUUUUGGCACAUGAUCAAGACUUUAGGAUCCUUUCAAGUGGGGAAAUUUCAAUAGACGAUCCGCUUGAAACUCCUAUAAGUAGCUGCAUCCCUGAAGAUGUUCGGCUUGUGUUAGUUGAUAGGUUUUAUGUACUUGCUGGCUUGAGAAAUGGAAUUCUGCUUCGGUAUGAGUUGUCUCAGACAUCAGUUCUAUCUUCUUCCUAUUAUUUUGUGAAAAACCGUGGGAACAUCAGAUCUUUUCAAUUAGAGUUGAUUGCUAUUCGACGCCUUGGUGCAGCUCCUGUUGUGUUGGUUCCUUUGCGGGAUGCACUUGAUACAGAUGUAGUUGUACUCUGUGAAAUGCCCUGGCUUUUACAUGUUGCAAGGCACAGCAUUGUUUAUACAUCGAUCUCAUUCCAAACUGCUACCCAUGUAACCGCGGUGUCCUCUUUCGAUUGCCCAAAUGGAAUUUUAUUUGUUGCUGACAGCAGUUUGCAUUUGCUUGAACUGGGUCAUCACAAGAGAAUUAAUGUUCGUAAGUUCUCAAUUGAAGGAACUCCACGGAAGGUAUUAUACCAUAAAGAAAGUAAGACAUUGCUAAUAUUGAGGACGGGACUUAGGGAUACUCCAUUCUCAUCAGAUAUAUGCCGUGUGGAUCCUUUUAGUGGAGUUGUGAUAUCAAAGUUCCCAUGCGAGCUUGGUGAAACGGCAAAAUGUAUGCAAAUAAUGAAAGUAGGAUAUCAGCAUCUAUUAGUUGUUGGGACUAGUCAGUGUCCUGGUCGGACUAUCAUGCCCAGCGGUGAAGCUGAAAGUACAAAGGGAAGGCUUAUCAUAUUAAGCUUGGGAAAUGCACAAAAUACCUCUGAAAGCAGUACCUAUCAGUCUAAUUUCUCAUCACCUUCUCGGAUUUCUUCGCCUCUGCAUGAAGUUGUUGGACAUUCAACUGAAAAGUUAUCAUGCAACAGUGUUGGCAGCAGUCCAGAUGAUUGUAGUAGUGAUGGAGUUAAAAUUGAAGAAACGGAGGCUGGGUUGUUAAGGGUAAUUUAUCAGAAUCAAUUGUCUGGUGCUGUUCUUGCUGUCUGCCCAUUUCUAAAUCGUUAUCUAUUGGCGUCCUCUGGUAAUAUUUUGAAUGUCUUCUGCUUUGUCACUGAAAAUCCUCUGCGACUGAGAAGGCAUUCCAUGACCAAAACACGCUUUACCAUAACUUGUUUGACUACAUGUUUCACUAGAAUUGCUGUUGGUGAUUGUCGUGAUGGCAUCCUUUUCUACUCCUAUACAGAUGAUCUUAGGAAAUUGGAACAGCUCUAUUCUGACCCAGUUCAGAGAUUGGUUGCUGACUGUACUCUGCUAGAUAUGGACACUGCUGUUGUCUCAGACCGUAGAGGGAGCAUCUCAGUUCUGUCAGAUGUUGGUGAAUUAUAUGGUAGUGACAAUCCAGAAAAGAACCUGUUGGUAAAUUGUUCCUAUUACAUGGGAGAGUCUGUUAUGAGCAUCCGAAAGGGUUUAUUUUUGUACAGAUCGUCAGUGGAUGACUUGUUGAAUGAUUCUGAUGGCACUGAUAUAGGUUGCAAGUCUUUAGAUAAUAACAUUGUUGCAAGCACACUUCUUGGAAGUAUGCUCAUACUUAUUCCUGUUACAAGUGAGGAACAUUAUUUGUUAGAGACUGUGCAGGCAAGGCUUGCUGUUCAUCCUUUGACUGCUCCCGUUCUAGGAAAUGACCAUAAGGAAUUUCGCGGACGUCUUUCGCGGGCCGGAGUUCCAACCAUGCUUGAUGGAGAUAUGCUCCUCCAAUUCCUGGAGUUAACUUUACUGGAACAGGAAGCUGUGCUCUCUCUCCCUCUCCUUGAGAACACAGAUGCUUCUUCUACCUCUGAUUCUUCUGAUUCAUAUCAACCUCUCUGUCCGAAUCAGGUCAUUCAGAUACUGGAGAGAAUCCAUCAUGCUUCCACUUGAGGGCUCGACAUUAUUCUUCACAUCACCAUUUUUAAAGCUUCAGAUUCAAACCAGAGCUAAAUUUGUUGCUGCUGCUAUGCCUCAAUGGUUUAUUUAUCAUUCACUUGAUGAAUGCUUGUUUCUGAUGUAAAUUACUAUAAGCAUCAUAAUGCAUUAUAGAGUUAUGUUAGCAUCCAUUGUAUGAUUCGAGAAGAGAAGCAUUGAAUUGGUGGAUUUUUUUAAUGAAUUUAUGCCAAAUUUUUAUGUUAAAACCA